Metarhizium album ARSEF 1941 is the source of this 276-nucleotide messenger RNA. RefSeq lists its product as uncharacterized. Lineage: Eukaryota; Fungi; Ascomycota; Sordariomycetes; Hypocreales; Clavicipitaceae. The record is from RefSeq and is a predicted model, not a curated record. The transcript has a single exon. Bases 1 to 276 code for a protein of 91 amino acids.
AUGGCAGCAGAGCAGAGCAGAGCAGAGCAGAGCAGAGCAGAGCAGAGCAAACAUUUGAAGCAGAGCAAAGCACAAGCGGCAUUGGAUUGGUAUCCCAGACAUGGCCAAGACAAACCCGGGCCUUGCCCUGUCUUGCCUCGCCUCGCCUCGCCUCGCCUCGCCUUGCCUCACACGCCACGCUACGCCACAGCCACGCCCCCUCCGCCGCCGGCCCCUCACCCCUCCAACGGCCUGCCAAAAGCCAGGCAGAGGCAGGCCCACGAAACCAAACCUUGA